Molecule: messenger RNA, 1325 nt
Organism: Telopea speciosissima
Lineage: Eukaryota; Viridiplantae; Streptophyta; Magnoliopsida; Proteales; Proteaceae
Product: 5'-methylthioadenosine/S-adenosylhomocysteine nucleosidase-like
Exons: 9
Coding region: 115-933 (272 amino acids)
Biological process (GO): nucleoside metabolic process
Molecular function (GO): methylthioadenosine nucleosidase activity
Source: RefSeq, a predicted model, not a curated record
GUGGAGUCCGACGGUUCGAUCUAAAAUUCCAAGGGGUGAUUGCGUGAAUGAGUCUGCACGGUGUUUUUGUUUUGCUCUGCUUCGGUCGCUGAUUACGAAUACUUGUAGAAUCGAAUGCAGAGUUUGAGAGAACGAGCGAGCGUUAUGGCUCCUGAAGAUGGUGUUGCAGAGGAAGCCGAAAUUGCAGAAGUGGAUAAGAAGCUCAUCUCCAAUAUCGUUAUCGUUAUAGCGAUGCAGACUGAAGCGCUUCCACUUGUGCACCGAUUCCAGCUAACGGAGGAUCCUGACUCUGUGUUCCCUAAAGGGGUUCCUUGGGUCAGAUAUCACGGUAUUUACAAAGAUCUGCAUAUUAAUCUAAUCUGGCCAGGAAAAGAUCCAGUUUGGGGGGUUGAUAGUGUAGGCACAGUUACCGCAUCUCUUGUAACAUUUGCUGCCAUCCAAGCAUUAAAACCAGACCUUGUCAUAAAUGCAGGCACUUCUAGAGGCUUUCAGGCUAAAGGAGCAUGCAUUGGGGAUGUGUUUCUGGCUUCUGAUGUUGCUUUUCAUGAGAGAAGGAUACCUGUACCCGUUUUUGAUGAAUAUGGAAUAGGAGCUCGUCAGACCUUUUCGACCCCAAAUCUGUUGCAGAAACUCAAUAUGAAGACUGGCAAACUCUCUACUGGGGACUCUUUGGAUAUGUCCCCUCAGGAUGAAGCAUUGAUUAUUGCAAAUGAUGCUACAGUUAAAGAUAUGGAGGCAGCAGCAGUGGCCUAUGCGGCAGAUCUUUUCUCAGUCCCAGCAAUAUUUGUUAAAGCUGUCACAGAUCUAGUGGAUGGUGAUAAACCGACUGCGGAGGAAUUCCUGCAGAAUUUGGUGGCUGUGACUGCCACACUUGAUCAGGCAGUCACUAACAUUGUGGAUUUCAUUAGUGGGAAGUGCCUGUCUGAACUUUGAGAUUAAGGUAAAAAGGAAGGUUUGAGGUGAAAAACUGAUGCUUUUUUCUGAUGACAGCCACUAAUGAACAAAAGCAUACUCCAAUAUGAUCCUCGCCCUUUUGAUUAUGUAUCUUUUGGGGGUCCACCCAAAUGUCAUUGUAGUGACCUUGAAUUAAUUUGGUAGUUUCCUGCAUCAUCUCCUGCUAAUACAUCUAUCUCAGCACCCACUUGUGGAUAAAGCUUUAUUUGAGUGAUAUGCUGUGGGUUUCGAUUAUUGUAUUUGAGAAGGUGAGUUAAAAUCUUAAAUUUUACACCUUAUUCAAAUGCUUUCCCAGACUUCCUGUGAAAAUAAUAUACUCCCUCACUUGCCAAAUCAAAUUUUUUUUUCCCAUCAGAUGGCUAUAUAUAAUG